AUGUCCUUUGACUACUCGUUCUCAUUCGGUGCUGGCCCUGCCACGCCCCCGGACUUCUCUUUCGAGGAAGCUCUCAACAGUUCCUCCUUCCAGUUCGGCCACAGCCGAUCAAGCUCUCAUGCUUCAUUGUACUCUCAAGGGUCAUCACCUGAGUCUGUCAACACUCAAUUGACCACACCGGCUAGGUCACCCAUCAGACAACAUGGCCCACUGUUGUUACCCAAGAUCCGUCCUCAGGACCAAGAGAUCCAUUCUCCACCCAAGAGAAUGAAGAAGAUGGCAAAGUCAAACACUCUCCAGCCAACAACCAGCUUCAGACCAUCUCACACCAGAAGCUACACCAACCCAGAGUCCAUCUCCGUCACUCCGCAAGACAACUUCCCAUCUCACACACGCUCAAUGUCAACAUUGUGCUCACCAAUCUCAUUCGCACCAAACAACAAUGAGCGGAGAGCUUCCAGUGCAGAUCUUCUGGAUACCCAAACCAUCGGAAAGUACGGUUUCCCAACAUACCGUCAGAUGCCAACUUACAUCCCAUCGGCGACCAAUAGCCAGACGGAGACAUUCAAUCAACAGACAUUCUACGUUCCUCGGCGUACUCCUUCGCCACUUCAGAACUCCAUCUGUCUGGAUGAGAUGACAUUGAGUCCCAUCGAUGACGGCAAUAACACCACCAUGAUGGCUUAUCUCACAUCUCCAAACCCAGCACCUGCUCUAGUGCGCCAAAUCAACAUCCACAUCCGCGAUACAAACACAAAGCAUUUCUGGUGGGACAUCCGACAAAUCCGCCCCUGGACAACCUUCAAUCCAACGACCAUCAGCGCCAUCCCCGGUCUCCAAGCCCUCCUCAACAUCAACCUCCCAUCCUCCACCUUCCCCACACCACCCAAGACAUCACUACAGCCCGAGACCGAGCUCGACCUCCAAAACAUCUACAGCUCCUUCUACGGCAGCAAGCUCAACGCCGCUCUCUCCCUCUCCCUCGGCCAACGCCACCUCGUGAUGCGCCCCUCGGCCAAAUCCACCACCGACCCCUCCUUCAUCUCAAACUACACAGACGACACCUCGCAGCUCAUCUACGGCCGUGGCCUCGGCCGCGUCGUCGGCCUAGUCAAGUCCUUCGACCGCUGGAACACAGGCAUGCGCGUCGAGGGCAACCACAGGAAAGUCGAGUACCUCCGCGGUCUCGCUCACCUGCACCGCCACAUGCGCGAGCAUGGCUGCAGAUAUGGCUUCAUCAUCACCGAGAUUGAGCUCGUCGUCGUCCGCAAUGGUGGAGACUCGGUGCCGCAUUUCGGAUACCUUGAGAUCCAGACUAUCCAGCUCGCUGCGCACGAUAACCCUCGCACUUCUACUUUUGAGGAGGUGGAAGGCAGUUUCGUUGAUGCGGGAGAGGAGAAUGUGGUUCCCAGGAAGACGAAGAUGACUGCGCUGUUGGCGCUGUGGUAUUUGCAUAUGUUGGCUAGAGAUGAUGCUUUACCUGGUCAGGUGGGCUGGAAGAGUGAGAUUGGUGCUCCUGCUGAGGGGACCAGACGCAAGUGUUUGCCGAAGGAUGAGUGGAUUCCAGAGCCUCAAUUGGCGGAGAAGAGGGAGGCGAAGAGGAUCAGAGGAUGGGUUUGGCCAGAAGAGGCGGUUGGAAGGAAGGAGUUGGGGAAGAGAGGUGUGAGGUACAAUUGUUAG
Messenger RNA from Cadophora gregata, 1680 nucleotides. RefSeq lists its product as uncharacterized. The coding region runs from base 1 to 1680 and encodes 559 amino acids. NCBI's taxonomy places the organism in Eukaryota, Fungi, Ascomycota, Leotiomycetes, Helotiales, Ploettnerulaceae. The transcript has a single exon. The record is from RefSeq and is a predicted model, not a curated record.